AUGAUCAUCAAGAAGCGAAGGCUUGAAGGAAAACAUUCAUCCCGCCCCAAAAAAUGGGGGCGGCUUGAAGGAAAACUGGCGGAGACUACUCCGUCGAAGAGCGACGGAGCAGAAGUCCCCGAAGAAAGUUUGAAGAUGGUUUGCGGUGCGUUCUACUUACCCAAAGACAACCCGCUGAAGCCUAUAGGCGAGGACGCUUACUUUAUUUGCGUGGAGAAGCAUGCCAUCGGCGUGGCCGACGGUGUCGGUGGUUGGGCUCAAAAGGGCGUCGACGCCGGCGAGUACGCGCGAGAACUCAUGAAUAAUGCUUUCAUCGCGAUUCAUCAACAAACCGAUGGAGUCGCGGAUCCUAAAAGGGUUCUAAACGAAGCUUUCUUGAAUACCGACGCCGAAGGUUCAUCCACAGCUUGCAUUGCGAUGCUCAAGGACAACAUCUUGCAUUAUAUCAAUGUGGGAGACAGUGGGUUUAUGAUUUUCAGGGCCAAUAAGCUUGCGUAUCAGUCGCCGAUACAGCAACGUUAUUUCAAUUGUCCGUUUCAGUUAGGAAACGGCGAGAAAAGUGAUCGGCCAAGUUCGGCUGCAGAGGAAACAGUCCCGGUCGUCCCCGGAGACAUCAUAGUUCUCGGCACCGAUGGGCUUUUAGACAACGUGUACGCAGCAGAAAUUGAGGAUUUUCUGAAGCAGGAAACUUUAGAGGGUAGUGAAGACCCUUGGCAUUUGGCUUACGCCAUUGCUGUAAACUUGGCGUUGUAUAACUCGCAGGACAAAUUUAGUUACAGCCCAUUCGCAAGAGCGGCUGAGUUGGCAAACAAGAAGCAUGUCGGGGGGAAGAUCGAUGAUAUUACGGUUGUGGUUGCGCGUAUUGUACCACAAAAUUAG
Corylus avellana is the source of this 879-nucleotide messenger RNA. NCBI's taxonomy places the organism in Eukaryota, Viridiplantae, Streptophyta, Magnoliopsida, Fagales, Betulaceae. The record is from RefSeq and is a predicted model, not a curated record.